Molecule: messenger RNA, 3470 nt
Organism: Hydractinia symbiolongicarpus
Lineage: Eukaryota; Metazoa; Cnidaria; Hydrozoa; Anthoathecata; Hydractiniidae
Exons: 2
Coding region: 657-1826 (389 amino acids)
Source: RefSeq, a predicted model, not a curated record
AACUUAGAAUGCUGGCCAUAAUAGGGUGAUAUACACUAUACUUUCUGUAUUAGAUACCUUUGUUCUUAUGAAUAAACAAAUUUUUAAUUAAUUUUUUUUGGAAUUUUAGCACAGACCGGCCUAAGUGGAUUAUUUCCAAAGGUCUAAUGACUGGUUUCUUAUUUAACAGAAAAUAUUUUCAGUGGCAUGCUAAAAAAUCUGAUAAAGGAAUGUCUCCAUGGUCGUAUCACAUAUGAUCGUUUUAGAUCAUGUCGUCAGUUUUUCCAUUAUUUAUAUAUAUUUUGUAUAUAUAUUCUUUUGUAAAACAAAUGCAAAAUGAAUUUCAAACUUUAUCAAAAAAAAAAUUAAGUCAGUUUUUGAAGCGAACUCUGAAGCGAAUUGUUUCCCUGAAGCAAUAAAAAGCUAUUUUUAGACAUCCGGUUCUCACUUUCAUCAGCUGUCCGAAAAAAUUCACAAGUUUACUUUUUAAUGUUGAAAUAAUACAAAUUGAAAUAAUUAGUUUUGAAAUAAUGGUGAAGACGGUUUCCUAGGAAGUGAUUGAGUACUGGUUUUUCAAAUUUAUUAAUGCUAUAGGUGCUACAUAAUACAAAUUUCUGUAAACUUCUUCUAACUCUUGUGUUUCAUUUUGUAUAUUUAUAUAGGAAAAUUAUUUUAUCAUGGUUCAUAUUGAAGAAGUACACAAUGAUGAAGAAAUUCCAGGAUCAAAACAAGAAGAAGAAAACGAAAUAAAUAAUUAUGAGGAAAAUAAAGAAGAUUCUGGUAACGAAGACAUACACACAGAAGAAUCUGGAUCACAGAUGUCUGAUUCCAUUGAGGAUGAAAUCGAUUUCAGCAAACCAACUCCCAAGAAUUUGCUACUAGAAAAAAUAAAAAAAUUUAAGCCAAUGAGAGUGAAGCCUCGCAAAACUGUAUCUUUUGAUGAAUGUGGCAGCUGUGAAGAAAGUGAUGAUAGUGGUGAAGACAUGUUGAGAGAAGAAGUAUCUGUUGACGAGAAGAAAAAGAAAAAAAAGGGUAAGGAGGAGAACCUGACCAGUAAGAGAGCUGUGGCUUUGUUUAUGAUAUUCCCAAUGUUAGUUACGGGUGCCGUGAUGGUUUAUGAAAUGCUUGGCCGUUUUAAGUUUGAGAAAUCAGCAAUGCAGUUUACAGCCUGUAUCGGUGGAGCUUUAAUUGCGUUGUUCUUUAUGUCAAAAGUUGAAUCAUUGCGUUCUGCAGUUAAGUUUGUAUUAUGUUUUGCAUGGGUUAUUUUCCUUAUACCAACAUAUCAAGUUUAUAGUUGUUCUCCUAUACCCUUGAAAAAUGACAUGUUGGGAACAUGGUUUAGUUUAAAGACGGAUACUGGAAAGUUCCUUGAAAGCUCCUAUAUCACAUGUGAGUGUUUUCGUUCUUUAAAAUUUCACACGCCAUACAAACUGUCAAUGAUGGCCCCAAAAAUCGAAUUAAAAGCUGAUAUAUCUGCACUGAUUAAUUUAAACAUGGACAAGGAAAUACCUGAUGAUGACGCAUCUCAAAGCUUGAGUUACUUCUUGCUUGUUUCAAAGAGAAGUGUAAAAAAGAAGUUCCAUAAAUUGUAUUUCCUAUUGGAAGCUGCUCCUAAGUUAGCCGAUACACUAAAGAGAUCGAUAACAUUGACAACAGCAGAAAAAGACAAGUACUUGUUGCGUUUAACUGGAACAGUAUCAGAUAUUGAGGACUCUCUGCAACCAAUGAAAAAUGAGCUAGAGAGUAUGACUUACCUAAUUCGACCAAUAAAAUUUAAAGUUCAUUCAGUGCAAUAUGUUGAUCGUUAUGUUAAGUUAAAAUCUGUUAACGAUGAAAGCCUGUACUAAUUUUUUAGUAGUUUAACAUACAUGCUUAAUUUUAUUAAUGUUUAUAAACAUAUAAAAAUAUCAGUGUUUUUAGGUGUUGUUUUGUUUUUUUAUCAACUACUUAUAGAUAAAUAUUACGAUUUCAAGUGCUUACUCUACGAAUCUCUGAACUCUCUUUACAUGCUUUAUAUAUAUAGUAAAAUAAUUUUAUGUUGUUGUGCGUAGACUAGCUGUAUUAUGCACAUUUCAUGUAUUAUGUCCGGGUUUAAUUAGAAAUAUAAAGUCAGCUCGCAAAAAUUUGCAAUGUUUAAUAUUCAUUUUGAUAUUUUGAUAUUUUGAUGCAACCACAUAAGAAAAUGCGAAAGGCAAUUGUUUUUUUUACCUAGCCUACAUUUGUGGAAGUUCACAGCAGGCCAGUUGACACAGUUUGUUUCAACAGUUUAAAAUAAGGAGACAAGUAUGCCUGUUACAAUCAUUAAGAUGAUGCAGUAUAUUGGAAAUAUGACUGGAAACCCAGGCCUAUCAAUAAGGGAAGAGUGGUAGCUUUUGCUCCUGCAAAGAAUCACCCAAUUCUGAGAAAUGAGAAACUAGCUGAGCCAUUAUUUCCUUCUCCAAUUCUGAAAAAAAAUUGUCUGGCUAAGCAAUAUCAAUUCAUCUCACAUAAAAAUCAAUGUUAUCCUUUUUAUUAUUUUCAGUAAAAAAUAACCAAAAUAUAUUAUGAAAAAGACAUUAAUUUAGACUGGGCGAGCAAUCUGAAUGACUAGAAUAAGUUCAUAAACAUAUAUUUUAUUACAAAAUCUUUUUUAUCUUUUUUGUCAAUGAUAAAAUAGAUAAAAAAUAUAAACAAGAUUUUGUAUUAAAAUAUGCGUUUAAUUGCUCGCCCAGUCUAAAUUAAUGUAACCUUUGGGGAGCGAUCAUUGCUUUGGUUUUAUUUUCUUAUUGAUAGGCUUGGAAUUUAGGUUGCUUAUUGAACAACAGACAGUGCUGUCUAAAGCCCACUUCUGCUUAUCCUUAUUUCAUGUAUCCCUAGCAUUUCUAUAAAACUGCACAGAGACAAAAUAUGUCAGGCCUGGAAAUUUGGCGGAAACAAUCGUUUUGUUUCUGCGACGUUUCCACAAAUUAAUAAAAACGGUAACGAUAAAUUGUUUCCCCUGGUCAAUAUUUUAAAUUAUAAUAAUUUUAUAUUAUAAUAUAUAUAUGUUUAUAAUAUAAUGUUUUACUACUAUGGAGUAGGUCUUUUCACUAAAUAGGGCGAUUAUGAAAUGCUUCUCCACUUAUUUAUCGGUUUAAAGCUAAUCGUUACCGUUGUUAACGUAUCGUUUCCACAAGGUCUACUUUGCGGAAACGGAAAAAACGUUUUGAUCGUUUUCGUCAGCUUCGAAUCACGGUAACGAUGGAUCGUUUCCCUACACUCCACAAAUUUCCAGGCCUGUAUGUGUACUAAUAUAAGAUACUAUUUUUUAAAAAAUAACAAAAAUUGUUUCCAAUAAUAAUAAUUUGCAUACUAUAGUAUUUAAAUAAUAAUAAAUAUAAAAAAUAUAUACAGGAAGUUAGUAUGCCAUCAUCAAAAAGAAAAUUAAAAGAGGAGGAUGAAAAGAAGAAGUAUAAAUCGCAUCGUAAAAAAGAACAUCACAAAAGAGAACACAAGAGUAGUCACCAGGUAAU